CAGAGAUUUAGUGUGUGUGUUACCACAUGUGACAGUUAUAGGAAUAACUGUUAAUUGCAUUUUGUUGAAACUGUAAUUGUGUCUCUGCAGCUGUAAAGAUUGUGAUUGUGUUAUGACUGUUGGACUGUUCAUUUAAACAGAUCUGAGUGUGUGUGCUAACAGGAAUAGAAGCUCUUGACUCUAGAUGGCCUCUCAACACUUAAAAUGAACAUAAAGCAGGCAGAUGACCAAAGCAAAUUCAUGCAGUUCCAGUUACAUAAGAGAAAGUGUUGAAUUAAUUUGAUAUCUUUUAACUGAAAAACAAAACAGUGCAGUGCAUCUGAAUGUCUUUGCUCAUCUCUUUUUACUUAGUCAAAUUAAAUGUGCAUUACAUAUGCAGCUUUUAUAGUGAUUAUGAUCCGUAUUUAGCCCAAAGGCUUUUUGUACAUGUGUGUUUGUGUGUGUGUGAGUGUGUCAUUCCUGCUGAGAGGCUUAUGUAUAGUGUUAAAGUGGAUGACGCAGGAAGCUUUGAGCCACCUGCUCUCUGUCAUUGCAACAAUGUCGCCAAACCAUUUGGACAACGCCGCAAAAACAGCCUUUUUGACAAAGCGUUAGAACUGUUCGACAGUGGGACAAUGGAUAAUUGUGUUCAUAUCAGCAGAAUAACACACUUGGAUUGGAAUUCGUGCUGAUCAGGACGGAUACAUCUACCAUCAUUAACUCAACCUUAGAAACAUCAUUUUUUCGGUGGACCGAUUGUGUCUUGUCUUGUUCACGUAAAUGGUUGUAUUCAUGGACAUUCAAACACAUGUCAAUAUGUGAUUAAAAACAGGACUGGCAUGUCAGAAUGUUGCUCCAGGGCUCUGAGAUGGUGUCUGCAGCAGAAGAGCGAUUGGGGCCAAUGCGCCUGACCCAGGAGCCCAUUCAGGUGUUACUGGUCUUCGCUAAAGAGGACAGUCAGAGCGAUGCGUUCUGGUGGGCGUGUGAGCGGGCGGGGUUCAGGUGUAACAUCGCACGAACACCUGAGUCUGCGGUGGAGUGUUUCUUGGACAAACACCACGAGAUCGUCAUCAUUGAUGGCCGGCACUCACGGUACUUUGAGGCUGAUGCCGUCUGCCGGAUGAUUCGAGCGACCAAGCCUUCUGAACACACUGUUAUUUCAGCAGUGAUGCCACAGAUUCCCUCAGAUCAGGAGGAACCAUCUGUUCUUCCUCUUCUCUCUGCUGGCUUCUCCAGAAGGUACCUGGAGAACAGCAGUGUGUCAGCUUGCUAUAAUGAGUUAAUCCAGUUAGAACACGGAGAGGUUCGAGCUCAGUUCAAACUGAGGGCUUGUAACUCUGUGUUUACUGCAUUAGAACAUUGUCAGGAAGCCGUGGAGAUCAGCAGUGAAGAUCAUGUCAUACAAUAUGUAAAUCCAGCAUUUGAAAAGAUGAUGGGCUAUCAUAGAGGCGAACUGAUUGGUAAAGAGUUGACCGAACUGCCCAAGAGUGACAAGAACAGCGCCGACCUGCUGGACACCAUCAACACCUGCAUCAAGAAAGGAAAGGAAUGGCAGGGGAUCUAUUUCUCACGGAGGAAGUCAGGGGACAGUAUUCAGCAAUAUGUCAGAAUCACUCCUGUGAUUGGCCAGGGAGGAAAAAUUCGCCAUUUUGUGUCCAUCAAGAGGCCUUACAGUGACAACCACAGACAGGUUCAUAAGUUGAGCAAAGAAGAGAAAAGCUGUGGUGAACACUCACAAUCAGAAUGCAAUUCCUUGCGUCACAAGGACCGGAGGAAAGAGUCUGUGGACGUCAGAUCCAUCAGCUCUCACAGUAGCGAUGCUCCCAGUCUACAGAACCGCAGAUAUUCUUCUAUGGCCAGAAUCCACUCCAUGACUAUUGAAGCUCCAAUCACUAAGGUGAUAAAUAUCAUUAACGCAGCGCAGGAGAGCAGUCCUGUGACAGUAGCGGAAGCUCUGGAUCGUGUUCUGGAGAUUCUGAGGACCACCGAACUCUACUCACCCCAACUGGCCUCAAAAGAGGACGAUCCCCACACCAAUGACCUGGUGGGGGGGCUUAUGAGUGACGGACUCAGAAGGCUCUCUGGGAAUGAGUAUGUCUUCUCCAAAAGUGCAUUGCACAAUAUGAGUCAGAGUCAGCUGGCAGUGCCUGUCCCGUUAAACGACAUCCCGUCCUCCAUCGCAGAGCUGCUCAACGAGGAGGAAUGCUGGGAAUUCAAUAUUCUGGAGCUGGAGGCAGCUACUCACAAGAGGCCGCUGUCAUACCUAGGGAUGAAGAUCUUCUCUGCUUUUGGUGUGUGUGAGUUCCUGAACUGCACAGAGGCCACGAUGCGCUCGUGGCUGCAGGUGAUCGAGGCUAAUUACCACGCAUCCAACUCCUACCACAACUCAACACACGCCGCAGACGUCCUGCACGCCACAGCCUACUUCCUGCGCAAGGACAGAGUCAAGGGCAGUCUUGACCAGUUGGAUGAAGUAGCGGCGCUGUUGGCAGCAACCGUCCAUGACGUUGACCACCCGGGCCGCACCAAUUCAUUCCUGUGCAAUGCAGGCAGUGAUCUGGCCAUUCUGUACAACGACACGGCCGUCCUGGAGAGUCACCACGCCGCUCUAGCGUUCCAGCUUACUGUACGAGACAGCAAGUGCAACAUCUUCAAAAACAUGGAAAGGACUCAGUUUCGAACCCUACGGCAGGCCAUAAUAGACAUGGUGCUGGCGACAGAAAUGACGCGACACUUUGAACACGUCAACAAGUUCGUAAACAGCAUCAACAAACCCAUGAGUGCCAUUGAGGAGACGAGCUCCAGUAGUGAAGGCAGUGAUUGUGAGGGUCAGGCCAGUAUUCGCAACUCUCCUGAGAAUCGUCUGUUAAUUAAACGGAUGUUGAUUAAAUGUGCUGAUGUGGCCAAUCCCUGCAGACCUCUGGAGCUCUGCAUCGAAUGGGCUGGUCGCAUUUCAGAGGAGUACUUUGCUCAGACUGACGAGGAGAAGAGACAAGGUUUGCCGGUUGUCAUGCCAGUGUUUGACCGGAAUACCUGCAGCAUUCCUAAAUCCCAGAUCUCAUUUAUCGACUAUUUCAUCACGGACAUGUUUGAUGCCUGGGAUGCCUUUGCCAGUUUGCCAGGUCUUAUGGAGAAUUUGGCAGAGAACUACAAAUACUGGAAGAACUUGGAUGAGAUGAAAUGUAAAAGCUUACGGCCUCCGCCUUCUCAGUGACCCUCAUAACUCUUUUACCAUCGAGGUCAAAGGUCAGAGGUUACGCCAUGAAUGUAGCAUCUCUGCCCGGCCUCCAAAUUUCCGUCCAUUGAACAUAGAUCAGCAGCCCUGUUUCCCUGACGACGCUCCACCCCUAGUGACAAUCGUCCGGUAACAAGGGUAAAACAGACAAAUGACAAAACGAAUGCACUUUAUCAGCAUGCAGUCCUCUUCCAGCAUCUUUUCACUUUCUUCUCUUCUCUUUUAAAAUCCAUCUGUUCAACCAGAUGUUUUUAAUGAUUUCUGGACAGUGAUUUUUUUUUGUAAUGUCUGACACAAGAAAACAAAGACUGAUCUUAGUCCAGUAGAGGACUGUAUAUACUAUAUUCACUCAAAUAUGGAACUGAAACGUGAAUGAUCAGAGAGGUCUAGCUCAGUAGCUCAGUCUCACUGAUACUCUGCUUCCAAAUUUGGAUCUAUGCUUCCACUUGUCUGUUAAUGUUACAUGUGCACAUUUACAGACAAGUGGAAUCAUGGAUCCAAAUGCCAAAAGGGCUUUAUUUGGAAGCAGAGUGUCACUGAGACUGAACUACUUAGGAAACCAGAAAGGACCCAGUAGCGAGCCCUGAGGCAUGCCUCAUUUUCCCCAAUAUUGAUUUGUUUAAAUGCAACACAGAUAUUUUAACACAAUAUUGUUGACAUAAGCAAAUGUCAAGUUGCCAAAACAGAAGAAAUGAAGACACGCUUGUAUUCGGAUGAUGAAACUGUAUUGACCAGCACUGAACGCGAUUCAGUCUGUGAGAAUGUAAAAACUGCGACGAAUCAGCCCAUUGUGGGCCGUCAUUAUUCCGGCACUUUCUGUAUCAGAACGACUCAAGCCUUUUCUCAGACUCCAAGGACUGGUGUGUAAUAAUCAAUAAUUUUGAUAUAAAUAGCCAAUAAUAACAAAGAAUAUAUUUCUCAGAAACACUGUAUAUCCAGACACAUACUGUAAUAACGUGAAGCUUUAUGAUGAGUGUGAGCAAAAGUGUGUUUUUGUUACAAUGUGCUUAGUGAUGAAUGUAUUAGCAUAAUUUUUACAUUUUACACAUGACAGUUAACAUUCCUACUUCCCGCAACAGUCCGUAUGGAUGCAACAUUCCCUAAUCUUCAGUUAUACUGUGUGUAAAGUCCAGCACAGCCUCAUUAAGACCACCAACACAGUGAUGUUUGCUCAUGCUGAUAGGUGGGAUCGCACAUAGUUUAAGUGUUACACCAUUUUUACAUAUUAUUUAUUUACAAAUGAGCUCGUCUGUAUAUCGCUGUUAGAAUCUUUUUCCGUAGACACGCAUCGCAGACGAGCUUCAAACGCUCAACUUUUGUAGGCCAAAAACCAGCGCCAAAGGUGCGUUUAUAAUCAAACACAAUGAUAUGUUUUAAACAGAUGUUUGACUAAAUCCAUUUCAACUGGAAAAAAAACUAGUUUAGAUUUCUUGAAAUCUUUCACACAAGACAUUUUUUAAAAACUCAAAUGUUUUUCUUAAACAUAGCUAUUGGUGUCAUUUGUUAUUUGCGCACCUCAUUUUUACCGGGUUACAUUUGGACACGUAGCUGAAUUGCAUUGAUCACAAAAACAGGCUUAGUAGGAAUUUAUUAAAUGUUUAUAUUCGGUCGACAUUCGGCCUUUUACCCUUUAUGCAUUGUCAGAAAGGAGCUCUUGAGAUCCUCAUCUUCACAGCGAGUGUUCUAGAACACCAGCACGACACCACAGAGAGUUCUAGCACGUUCUGCACGUGUUCUAAAUGCGAUGACAACCUGUUCCUGCACGCAUCACAAAGGCAGAUGAUUCCACAAUGCCCUUGUAAGAUGGCAGCGGUUGUUUUUGUUGUUUUUGGGUUGGCAGUGCAUCACAGCGAGUGUUUUUAGGUGCUCCAGACAGCAUUGUGUGGUUAAAGGUAUGCGGUGCACAUUCAGCAGCUCACAGGGUUUUGAUUUUUCCCCUUUCCUGUUUUCUCAUCAUUCCUGAUUCUAUCUGUUUCCCUCCCUUUUUUCUUUUUUUCUUUAAUGUGGUCACAAGGGUAGAACAGUGGUUUUGGUAGCCUGUAUAUGUGAUGUAUUACACAUACAGGGUUCAAAAGUAUAUGUAAUGUAUUAUAUAAAGUAUUCUUAAUGCAUUAUAAAAUUAGGAUCAGUGGGUAUCAUCUAAUAUUAAGAAAUCAUCAGUAUUGGUCUAAAUCAGACAAUAUUUGUAGCAAAUAAUAUCAGGGAUUCCUUUGUGAAUUUUUUUAUAUGAUAUAAAUAUUCCUGUGUAGCCAUUAUGGUUUAACACAUGAAACUGGUUUAUGAUUAAGGUGUUAUGCUAUUUAAUAAUUUUAUAAUUAAUUAAUUAAAAAUCACUGUAAUGUAUUGCAAAUAUGGUACAUAAAACUGAUGUACCAUAAUGUAUGCAAGUACAUAAAACUGAUUAAUAAUAUAAAUGCAUUAAGAAUUUCUUUAUAAUAUACUAUAAUAUAUAAUAUACUAUCAUGCUUAAUAGAAAUUAUACUGGUUCUUUGUGACCCAUUUUUUGCCAUUUAUUUGGAGCUCUACAGCAGUACAAAUUAUGGCAGAUGCUCAAGUCGCCCUCUAGUGGUAAAUCUAGAAAUCCACACACAUGAUUGAACUCAAUUGAUGCCGUUAUAUAGUUAUUUUACAUAAUUAUGAAAUAACAAGUAUCAAAGAACUUGUGUUUGUUUGUCUCUUAUGAUCAUUUUUUAGAGCAGUAUAACCAUGUUACCUAAAGUAAUCAAGAACAGUGCAACAAACAAAUCCUUAGACACACUUAUAUGUAUAAUUCAUUUCACAAUAUUACUUAUUUUAUUAUAUUUUAUCAAAUAAAUGCAGCCUUGCUGAGCAUAAGACACUUUAAAAGUAUUUGAAAAAAUCAUAAACAUAAUUUUUUUUGAAACCUUUUAAAAAUAGUGUAUUUAUAAAUGUCUGUACAAACAGAAUUUUUUAAAGUUGAUUUGAUUUAUUUUUACGCAUAUGUUCUAUUAUAAAGUUUUAACGACUACAAUUAUUAUAAAAUAUGAAAAAUAGUCAUAAUAAAGAAUAAGUAGGUGUGUCCAAACGUUAAAUGUGCCCUUCAUGGAGAGGAUGUGCUCUCAUUUAGCUCUUAUUGUAGUGGUUCGCUGUACAUCACUGCCAGUUUUGACAUCCUGUAGAGCAUAAUGAAAUGAGUUUCCAUUCUACAUUCCGGUUCAUCGCGUGACUGUAUUGACUGAACAAAGGCACAGUAACCUGUAACGAUGAACAAACACCAGUGGAGAUUCAACUCCUCUCAGACCAGUCUGGAUUUAGUCUGAUUCUGGCUUUGGAGCCGACCGAGAUAAAGCCAUAGAUCAUUCUAGAACUAAUCAUGGAAGUGCAGGUCAGAAGAUGAUGUAUCUAUUCUCUCUUUUCCUGUCCUCCACCCUGCUCAUCCUCUUUCUUCCUGUCUGUCUGUGUUUGAAAAAGCUCCUGUAUUAUCCUGCUUCACAAGCAAACAUUAUAUACUGCAUAUUGCAUUCUAACACACAGGGUUUCUAGGUCAUUUAAAGUACAAUGUAAUCAGGCAAAAUCCUUUUUAAGCUCUGAUGUUUUCAUUAUGAAUUUACGUGGACUCUUUUACAGAUAUAUAUAUAUAUAUAUAUAUAUAGAGCGAGAGAGAAUAUUCAGGUUCAUGCCUUAAUCUCUAUUAUAAAACGCUCCUCGUUCACUUGUCAACACUGAUGAUGAGAUUCAUCAUAAACCUGAUUUGAAGUACAGAGUGACUGUACAGUGUGAUUGUUUUAUUCCAAAGGCCCACUGUAAUAUUGACAUGCUGAUUAGUGGUUGUUCUGGUGCUCGUUGGUUUUGUUUGUUGUUGAAUGUUUAGUGAUGAACAUGUGCUUAAAAGAACAGUCUGGCUUCAAAGUAUUUGGAGCAUGAUGUUGAUUACCAUAGAAAAUCAUUUUGACUCGUCCCUCUUUUGUUUUUUGUUUUUAUUUAGAAAUUAUUAAAAUCAGAAAUGUAAAGCUUAUAUUUAUAUAAAACAUGUAUAAUAAGUAAUUGAAGGAUAAAGAAUUAGUUCUAUCGCAUAAUAGCAAUAUAAAGGACAGUUUUCACAUUUACACAUUUGAAUAUUUGUGUGGACUUCAUUUAAGCAUUACUGAUGUUAUGCUUGCAUUUAAUGUCUGGCCUCAUAUUUUUGCUUUCAAAAAAAAUGUGUUGUUUUUUUACAGUAAUGAAAAAAGAGAGAUAAAUCUGAGUUAUUUUUUAUUUGAAGUCAGUAUGUUGCCAUAAAUGCUGUCGAGAGCCAGAAUAUUUCAUUGGAGAUGGUUAGUGUAUCUUAUAGUUUCACCCAUUAGGUUCAUUUCUUAUUUCAGAUUUAAAUUGACUUGCUAUCUUCAGUGUAACGGUGGCAGAAUCGCUCAGGCUCAUGGGAAGCGCUCAUGCUCCAUCCAUUAUCUGUACAUUAUUUGUUAUGAAACAACUUUUCAACUACCUAAAGUAUUAACAAUCCUUUGUGUAAUAACUCAAUACUGAUCAGCCCAUAGUCAAAUUUGAAUGUUUGUCAAUCUUUUUGAAGUGUCAUCCAUCACGCAUCACCCUCAUGAUCAAAGGGCUCUCUAUUAGCAUACCAUGUUGACCUCAAAAUGACAUCAUAACCAGGGGCGGGGCUUGAGACAGCCUGUUCGAUUAGCGAGCGUGAACUGAACCGCUGAGUGCAGGAUUUGUGCCAAUUACUGUAUUUCUAAAGUACGGGGAAUGAACACUAGCAUCAUCCCUUGCACAAAUGUAUAUAAACUAUUUUUUAUUAAACAAAUACAUCACUGAAAGAAAAAUUGGUCACCUGCCAUUUAACAGGUUUGUUUCUUUCUUCGAAGGGUUUUAUUUUAUUGUAUUGUCAGUUGUACAAAAAAAAAUUAUUCAAUGUUGCAUAAAAUGUCUGUUUGCUUCGUUCA
Carassius auratus (goldfish) is the source of this 8115-nucleotide messenger RNA. Its product is annotated as high affinity cAMP-specific and IBMX-insensitive 3',5'-cyclic phosphodiesterase 8B-like. Gene Ontology annotation, molecular function: 3',5'-cyclic-nucleotide phosphodiesterase activity. Gene Ontology annotation, biological process: regulation of DNA-templated transcription; signal transduction. The record is from RefSeq and is a predicted model, not a curated record. The coding region runs from base 827 to 3193 and encodes 788 amino acids. Lineage: Eukaryota; Metazoa; Chordata; Actinopteri; Cypriniformes; Cyprinidae. The transcript has 22 exons.